Molecule: messenger RNA, 3501 nt
Organism: Perca fluviatilis (European perch)
Lineage: Eukaryota; Metazoa; Chordata; Actinopteri; Perciformes; Percidae
Gene: kiss1rb
Product: KISS1 receptor b
Exons: 7
Coding region: 606-1715 (369 amino acids)
Biological process (GO): neuropeptide signaling pathway
Cellular component (GO): membrane
Molecular function (GO): G protein-coupled peptide receptor activity
Source: RefSeq, a predicted model, not a curated record
AGUAGUAUUGAUAAAAUAAAACGUGGGCUGUGGGUAUGAUUUCAGUAGACUGACAUGCGUUGACCUUGUUACAUGUGAAAGUCAUUUUUUUAAAUUCUGCCCAACAACACACAGUUGCUGGACUCAGAAAAUGCAUGGACUGUAAUUAAAAUACAAAAUUGAAAAGAAAUAGGGAUUUUUGUGACAUCCAAGUCUGACGAUACGUUACACUCCGACUCUACUCUUCCAGACUUGGCUCAGCUCAGCUGUACUUAGGUUCAUCUACAAUUUGAGCUGAAGCUAACAUUGACUGCAGCUUCUGGAUGUUAAGCUGCAGUCAUUUUACAGGGCACCAGAUCCUUGAUAAUUAUAGGCGAUGAUGGAGAUUUAGUUUGAAAGCACCUGCCACCUCAGUCUCUCUCUCUCUCUCUCUUACUCUCACAUAAAGGCUCACAAAGCCAAUUGACUCCCCGUCUCCUCCAAACUCUCCCUCCCCUCCCCAGUUAUGUUGGUCUAUAACAGUGCUUUCAUCUCAGACCUGCAGAGAACAGCAGCCCAUCACUGACCCACGCUUCCUUUACAGAGACGAGAGAGGAACACUGCAGUGGCAAACAGACACAACACAGAUGAUACUGGAACCAGCAGCCAAUCACAGUCCAGACUGUGGGUCCGUGUGCAACGAGUCCGCAGCUCUGGAGGGCCAGGGGCCACCGGUGCUGCUCGACGCCUGGCUGGUCCCCACUUUCUUCGGCCUCAUCAUGCUGGUCGGCCUGGUCGGGAACUCGCUGGUCAUCCAUGUGGUCACCAAGCACCAGCAGAUGAAGACCGUCACCAACUUUUACAUAGUAAACCUGGCCACGACCGACAUCUUCUUUCUGAUCUGCUGCGUUCCCUUCACUGCCACACUGUACCCACUGCCCAGCUGGAUCUUUGGAGAGUUUAUGUGCCGACUGGUGAACUACCUUCAGCAAGUGACUGCUCAGGCAACAUGUAUCACUCUGUCAGCUAUGAGUGUGGACCGCUGCUACGUGACCGUCUAUCCUCUGCAGUCACUGCGACACCGCACCCCACGCAUGGCUCUGGCCAUCUCUGUGUCUAUCUGGAUAGGCUCCUUGCUUCUGUCGAUCCCAGUAGCCAUGUACCAGCGUCUGGAGGCAGGAUACUGGUUUGGUCCUCAGACGUACUGCAGUGAGGUAUUCCCCUCGGCCCGCCUCCAAAGAGCCUUCAUCAUCUACAGCUUCCUGGCUGUCUACCUGCUGCCUCUUCUCACUAUAACCGCCUGUUACGCCUACAUGCUCAAGCGCAUGGGGCAAUCGAGUGUGAAUCCCAUCGACAGCAGCUACCAACUUCAGGCUCAUGCAGAGCGAGCAGCAGCAGUGCGGGCGCGAGUCUCCCGGAUGGUGGCGGUGAUGGUGGCCCUAUUCCUCAUCUGCUGGGGCCCCAUCCAGGUUUGCAUCCUCCUGCAAGCUUUUGGCCUCCGCAGUUACGUCCUAUACAAGCUGAAGAUUUGGGGUCACUGCAUGUCUUACUCCAACUCUUCCGUCAACCCGCUGGUUUACGCCUUCAUGGGCAACAACUUCAGAAAGGCCUUCAAGCACGCCUUCCCCGCCAUAUAUCUGUGGCGCACGAGGGCGAGAGUCAGGGUGGGAAACAUGGACGCAGAGGAUGGGGGAGAGACGGAUUGCCAGGAACCCAAGGGAGAAGCAGAGAUGCAAUUUCUUUCAUCUGGGUCCUAAAGGUCAUGCUGGGCAUUUGGACACUGUGCGCUCAUUGUUUAUUUAUAGUUUGUUCUGGAGAUGAGAGCAGUCUGCUCUCGUUCUCUCUCUCUCUCUCUCUCUCUCUCUCUCUCUCUCUCAACACACACACACACACACACAAUGAGGAGCAAAACCUGCCUCUUAAAAGGAUAAACCAAUCCAAUCACGAGCCUCUCGUGACCCUCACAAGCUGCAGAAACACAAUUAUCUUUGUCACAUUUUUUUCUGUACUGAUGCAAUCAGUUUGCUGGAGCUCCUGGUUGUAUCUUCACAAUUUCAAGAAAAGUGUGUAGGACAAGUGUUCUGGGUUAAACACAUUUUCCAAACAAUACAAAUUCUGCUUGGUCUGUUCUGUUUUCAAUGGUUCACUGUUAUCUCCUGUUUCUUUUCUUUUUUCUUUUUCCAGUGUGUCCUGUUUUUGUGUUUGAGUAACAGCAGGUUUCACUGCACUGAAUUGUUUAUUUUGGGACCAUUAGUGGAGCUUUAUCUUUGGCUACAGUUUCUAGUUAUUCUAGUAAAACAGUUCUGGUUAAAUUCAACAUUUGUAGCAACAGCAUCCUUUGUGAACAGCCAUCUUGAAAAGAGUGGAACAACAUGCACAUACAUUCACUUUUCACUGUUUCUAGCAAAUUGUUUCCUUAUUUUAUUGUCUAAUGCUGUGCUGAUCUGUCCUCAGUGGGAGUGGGAUAGGAUACAGUCAAUUUUCCUCUAAAGCCCCAAAACAUGCUUCUUUGUCUGUGAGUCUGCAUUAUGCAGAUAAUGUUAAUGUGUGCAGUAGGAAGCAGUGUUGCAUUUACACCCUAGAAUAUACAUGGAAUAAAAGAAUUCAUUAAAAUUAAAUCAGAGAAUAAGUGAUUUCACUUUUUGACCAUCACUGAUUUGAAAUGUUCAAAUCCCUGCAGGGCCCAUUGAUUAACUGAGAUAUUGUAAAAAGAACAGCCAAAUGUUAUUACUAUUGUAUUUUCCCAAACAUAGGCUGCUUGUAAAAGAAAGAAAGUUUUAGAUAAAGGGAAAAUAUAAACAACUUACAUUAUAGUCUAAACAGGUGCAUCUGCUGCAGGGUUUCAUCCCUUCACUACAGUUAUUUGUAAUACAGUGACAUUAGUCUUGGUUCAAUAAACAUUCUUUAGUGAUACUACAUUGCUUACUGUGAUAUUAAUAGUUGACAAUGUAAAGCUGCUUUGCACUAAAAGUGUUCGUCUGUCUGACUCGUUUGUGUCUCGCGUGCGAUCACAUUUGUGUGGCGUGACAGUGGAGCCAAUCAGUCCAGAGCUAAAUUUAUGGUCACCAAUGACAGCCGUUUACCUAACAGACAAGUCCCAGCCAAUGGGGUGGCUGGCUGACAAUGUGGGCCUUGUGAUGCAGAAAACAUUUACAAAACAUAGUAGAGUGCACAUAAACAGUGUAACAUGUGACAACCUUUUAUUUACUGUCAAUGGUGACACCCCAACAUGUGCAACAUGUGACAACCCAAGCCUGGAUUAUCAACUGAGAAAGUGAACAGCUGUGAAUAGUGAAGGUAUACCCAUGUGAACAUAAUUGAAACAGGUUUUUCUUGCUGUAAUCAUGUCACUUUGGACACGCCCACUUGAUUUAUCUAACCCAGACUGCUGAAUCUGAGUUGCUCCAGAUAAACUUUGAUGUUAUUUUUGCACAUAACAAAGGCUGGUGGCCGUAACCUAGGUUAUGGUCUCUGUCUUAUUGUUGUGUAGCAGCCCUGACACUGCUCAUGUCCCACAAGAAUUCCUCCCUAUGUGUAAACUUG